Asterias rubens (European starfish) is the source of this 2343-nucleotide messenger RNA. RefSeq names its product 2-acylglycerol O-acyltransferase 2-like. Gene Ontology annotation, biological process: triglyceride biosynthetic process. The record is from RefSeq and is a predicted model, not a curated record. Lineage: Eukaryota; Metazoa; Echinodermata; Asteroidea; Forcipulatida; Asteriidae. The transcript is spliced from 6 exons. Gene Ontology annotation, cellular component: endoplasmic reticulum membrane. Gene Ontology annotation, molecular function: diacylglycerol O-acyltransferase activity. The coding region runs from base 569 to 1630 and encodes 353 amino acids.
UCCUCAAAAGAAUUUCUGGGAUUCACAGAACCGAAAUAAGACACAAUAGGAGCAAGGUCAACUCUAAGCCACAUCGAUCGGCAAAUGCAUUUAAAUGUCUGGAGGUUAUAAAGUGCUGAUCCCAAGGAAACCAUUGAGAAAGGGUGGUACUUGGUCCAUUAAAGGUUCUACAGCUGGCGAAAGAACCAACCAAUUGUUUUGAUUUCACAAUCCGGCAGUGGACUUCGGGUUUAAACGUUGUUUCUUGGUAGCUGGCGGGACCUAUGUUAGAGCAUAGAGCAUGCAAGGACCAAGGUUAGAGGUUUCUAUUGCUACAAAUUUGAGCCAGCAAUUUGACGUUCAUUUGUAGCUUCUUCCCUUCAGCAUUAACCUUCGGGCUCGAAACAAAGACCCUUUAUUUAUUGUUAUCGGCUCAUGGUGAAAUUAAGCUGCCUUUUUGUGGACGAGUCUUCGAUUUACCGAAGGUCAAAACGUCAUCAAUUCUUGCAUUAUCGUCUGGAUCGGUAGAGAAGACGGAGGUGUAAGUUUUGGAACGUCUUGAAAUCAUCUUCUCCAAUUAACCAUCGUCAUGGAUGCUGCACUCAUGGUCGAGUACUCCAAGGAGAUGAAGAAGUUGAAAUCUCGUGUGGACACCGCCUCAGUCUCAUUCAGAGUCAACUUCUUAGAGUCCUGGACCCGUCUUCUCGAGGCCCUUUCUUGUCUCCACUACAUCACUAUCUUUAUCUUCCUUGGUCACGUCAGUCUUGGCAUCCUCAUCCUGCUGCUCUUCACUGACUGGUACUGGGUGACUCUAGUCUACGUUGCUUGGCUAGCCUACGAUUGGAACUCACCGUGCCGCGGGGCAAGGGGCAAAGCAUGGUUAAAAAGCUUUGAGAUAUGGAAGAGGGGGCGAGAUUACUUUCCGGUAAACCUGGUGAAGACGGCCGAGUUGGACCCGUCUAAGAACUACCUCAUGGGGCAUCAUCCUCACGGUGUCUUGGUGUUUGGAGCUUUCUUUAAUUUCGCUACUGACGCGACUGGAUUGAGCACCGUGUUUCCUGGGAUGAAAGUGUUCCUCAUGACGCUGCAUCAGAUGUUUAAGAUGCCUGUAUUCAGAGAAUAUUUCAUGUUAUCAGGUUCCGUUAGCGUACGGAAGGACAGUAUAGAGUGGGUCAUCAGUCAAAAUGGCGUUGGUAAUGUCGGUGUUAUAGUCGUAGGUGGCGCCCCAGAAGCUCUUGACGCACAUCCGGGAGUUCAUCGACUAAGCAUCAAGAACCGAAAGGGAUUCGUUAAACUAGCCCUCGUUCAUGGAGCUCACUUGGUGCCAGCGUACAGCUUCGGUGAGAACAAUGCUUAUGAUCAGAUCGACAAUGCUCCAGGUACGAGGUUGAGACGUCUCCAGAACGUCAUGACCAGAAUAUGUGGCUUCAGUCCACCUCUUUUCUAUGGUCGAGGUUUCUCUAUGUUACCGUAUAGGACUCCUAUCACCACAGUUGUGGGCCGACCAAUCGAAGUGGAGAAAACUCCAAACCCAACCCGCCAACAGGUUGAGGAUAUGCACGCCCUCUACGUCAAGGAACUGGUCGAGCUGUUUGAGACGCACAAGAGCAAGUAUGGAGUGCCGCCAGAGAAACGCUUAGAAAUCGUCUGAGGAUGGAGAGCGAUAUUAUUGGUUCCUGUCGUCCAGUUACCCGACCAUACAAGGGUGACAAUGACAUGCUUGUCCUUGGGGAAAGCGCAACUUUAUUUAGACUGGUCCCCGUCUUAAGAUAAAGACAGGCAUUGGUCUUACGGGUCCAAUGAUUUCAUUUGAUACAAUGAUUUCAUUGGAUAACCUUGCUGUGGUGAUAGCUUUCCGUAAUGUUAAGAUUAGUCCGAGAUGAUAGUGUCCGCUGUCGACCGUCUGCAUACAGCGUAUAAUUUACGUUUGCAGAAUAUUGUGUACAUCAUGUAGUAUCGUUUUAUUCACUAUUUGAAUGUAUAUGUACGUGUGAAUUGACUGCGAAUCUUUGUGUGAAAUGAUAACGAGGUCAAAGGUACAGUUACAAGGAUCCGAACAUCCGCUCAGGCUGGUAUCUGGCGUAAUUCACCAGCCUCGAGGUGUGACGUCAGAUGUUCUGGUUGAACUUAAUUAUGCUGAACUGACUGCAGGACAAACUUCUGUAAAAGCUGGUCGUAGGUUCAGACCCAACCGUCGCCGAUGAAUAACCAGCGAAGUAUUAUGUACACAGAGCUUUAAACAGCCAUUGGAGCAAUGCUCGAUGUGAAAGAGACAUUCCUGAAGAUGUUGUUUGUGAAUUUUUGUUUGUCAAACGGUGUGGCACAAAUAAUAAUAACCAGUUUUAUAUGAGCGCUUUUCACACC